This is a messenger RNA of Pocillopora verrucosa, 2914 nucleotides long. RefSeq names its product neuronal acetylcholine receptor subunit alpha-7. Gene Ontology annotation, biological process: signal transduction; nervous system process; monoatomic ion transmembrane transport. Lineage: Eukaryota; Metazoa; Cnidaria; Anthozoa; Scleractinia; Pocilloporidae. Gene Ontology annotation, cellular component: postsynaptic membrane; plasma membrane; synapse. Gene Ontology annotation, molecular function: acetylcholine-gated monoatomic cation-selective channel activity; transmembrane signaling receptor activity. The record is from RefSeq and is a predicted model, not a curated record.
UCUCGAAGAGCCCCAAAGCUCUAUCGAGUAUAUUAACAACAUUGGUAUAAUUUUAGGAUUGGAUGGUGACUUAAAAAUAACGUUUUCAAGAUGACCGGUAUUACAUUCCUCUUUACUUUCCACUGCAUAGCUUUUGCCUUGAAAAACCCAGUGUGCAGUGCAAGCGCCGUAGAGGAGAAGCUACGAAACAAUAUUAUGAAAGACUAUAACAAGAAAGCUCGCCCUGUGAUCAAGGAAACAGAUGUGGUUCACAUUUUCAUAGACAUCGCACUGCUGCAGUUGAUGAAAGUGGAUGAAAAAAGCGAAGUCAUUACCACGAACGUAUGGGUGAGGCAGUACUGGAAUGAUCCAAGAUUUUCCUGGAACAAGGCGGAAUAUGAAAACAUUACACAGAUCAUCAUCAACCCUGAAAAAGCUUGGCUACCAGAUGUUGUGCUAUUAAACAGCGCCGAAGCGAUGUCAGACGGGCGUAGUACCGCGGCUCGCCUAGUCGUAAAGCACGAUGGGAAUGUAUCUUGGUUGAACCCAGUGAUUAUCACGAGUUCUUGUGUAAUUGACAUCACCUUCUUCCCAUUGGAUGACCAAAGUUGUGAGCUCAGAUUCGGUUCGUGGUCGUACAGCAGUGAAUUCUUAGAUGUUCAUCCGAGGAGAGAUAGCGCGGAUCUAAGUUCGUACGUCGAGAAUGGUGAAUGGACUUUACUCGGGGUUAAAUCAGAACGCAGACUGUUAACUUAUGAUUGUCGUGAAGAAGAGUUCCCGUAUGUGACGUACCAUGUGCAAAUACGCAGACGUACUCUGUUUUACAUGAUGAACUAUAUUUUGCCAUGCGUCCUGAUUGCAGUCCUAACCCUGCUCGUCUUCCUACUGCCGCCCGAAUCUGGAGAGAGAAUGUCUUUUGGAGUCACGGUGUUACUAUCGUUUACUAUUCUGCUGUUGAUGCUAAUGGCAAAGCUUCCUGCCACCUCCAAAGACACCCCACUAAUUGCUGUUUACUAUGCCUACACUUUCAUCGAAGUGUCAGCGGCGAUGGGAAUGGCCUGCCUCAUGCUUCGUUUUUACCAUCCUGACAAUUCCUCGGCCCCAAUUCCCGCCUGGAUCAGGGUCUGUGUCCUUAACUACUGCGCACGCCUGGUGCGUUUAAGCACAUCCGCUGGACGUGUCCGACAAGCGCAGAUCGUCCAGGAGUGGCGUCAAGGUUGGACUGUAAUGUUUAUUGUUUCCUGUCGUGGCCAUCAAUUAAUUCUACCCCACCACCAACGGUUCAUUGAAAAAAUAAACAUGCAGGAACAUGAUAUUACAUCUAGAACACCGGUAAAGCUACGUGAAAACAGGGGCAAAGAGCAAACGAACAUGACAAUUUUGACAGACAACAUCUUCAGGAAAGAAGAAGCAGACACCAUGAGAGAGGAAUGGAGGAUGGCAGCCAUGAUUAUUAAUCGCCUCUUUGCUUGGAUCUACCUCAUCACCAUCAUCAUAACAUUGGCAGCCGUGCUGCUAAAGUCACCACGAUUUAGGAAAGGGGAAUUUUAACUUAGUUAAACAACCUCUCUCACGACAAGUCCUUACUUACCGAAGAUACUUAAAAUCUCGUUAAAUAACUUUUGAAAGUAUGACAAAAUGAAAAAAUUGUAAGCAAUUUAGCCGUAUGAUAAUUUUGACUUUUAAACAUAUCAGGGAUUCUAAGGUAAUACUUAACCCCUUGAACUACACGACGAAAAUAUAUCUUUAAUUGCAGAGAACUUUAUUCUCAAUUCAAAAAGCAACAUAUAGAAUUAACGCAGUACAAGUAACCAAUUUUUCCAGACCAGUAAGGAGCUGGUGAAAUGCGUGUAUACCUUCAUUGUGGAUUUACUGAAAAACAUUGACACUUAGCAUUCAUCGCUUUGAAGAUAGUUGCUCUUGAAUGUUAAAAUGUACUUUUAGAAUAUACUUUUAUGGUUGAUUACAAACAGAAAAAUACAUUGAUUUUCCAUUCGUUUACAAAUAACAUUAUGACUGCAAAGAUUUUGGAUUGUUUUGUCAGUUUUAUUUCCUAAUUGUUUGCUUGUUUGUCUCUUCAUCUCUAAAGAAAGGAAAAAUAGAUUGCUAGGAUUGUCAUAAGCUGAUUAUGUUCUGAUGAGCUGACGCACGUAAUAAUGAUAUGAGAGGAAGUGCACGAAGUACAUCUUAGUACAUCUUAGGAAGUCACGUUCCUCACUUUUACUGACCCCUUGGCUUUCAUUCAAAAGCAAAGACGAAAGCCUCAAUUAAAAUCCUGGCAUGGGAUCCUCACUUGAACUUUUAACUUCUGCGUUUUAUGUACUCUUUCUUUUUAAACGUCUCGAAUUCACUUCUAAUACACUGACACACACACACAAGAUGUUCAAAUUCACUAGUUUAUUCGUCAUGCUGAUAACCGACACCAAAACUUUCUUUGUCACUCUCCGGUCUUCAAGGAGCCACUCUUCUACAUUUGAAAUACCAAAACAUUUCUAUUUUAAAUUACGAUAUACAUAGUUGAACCUCUGGCAACGCGAUGUGCUUUAAAAGAGGACAGAGAUAGCUACUACUGCUUAUUUGGUAAACAGUUUUCUUAAUUUCUACCUUAUGGUUCAAAUUGCUUCUUUCAAAGUUCGAUUUUAUUCCCAGAUAUCAUUUUUACAACCACCGUAGUCGCAUCGCACAAUCAGACGAUUGACCUUCUAAGGGGAACACAAGGAAAGCCCCUGCAUAAAGUAAUAAAGUAAUACAAACUGACUAUAUUUAUAGAACAUAAGAGAACUGUGAAAAUGCUAGUAUACCAGUGUGGUGGAGAUAGAAAAGAAAAAUCAAAGAAGGCUGUAAUAAAUUACUGUUAGAAAACUGAAAUUUUGUUUCAAGCAAUGAUGAUAUGACUUCGUAUAACCAGAUAAAUACACGUAUCCACUAACAAAAA